This is a messenger RNA of Canariomyces notabilis, 1091 nucleotides long. RefSeq lists its product as uncharacterized. The record is from RefSeq and is a predicted model, not a curated record. Bases 172 to 768 code for a protein of 198 amino acids. The transcript has 2 exons. Lineage: Eukaryota; Fungi; Ascomycota; Sordariomycetes; Sordariales; Chaetomiaceae.
GUACAUACAUACUCAGACCUAGAAUAGAUCAUCAGCAUCUUCAUAGCAUCUUCACUACCAAGCUUCUUCACAAUCUAAGGUACCAUACCUUAGAUCAACAACUCAAAUACUGCACUUACAUCUCAACCCUCAUCACCAAAAUCAACCGCCAAAAUCAGAAUGCUCACCAACAUGAACGCCCUCCUCCCCCUCCUCCUGGCCGCCGCCACGGCCCCCUUUACUCUCGCGGCCCCAGCACCCGCACCCGCCCAGUUAGACGCCCGCACUUCGCCAUCCGAAAUCCUCCCCACAACAAUAAUCAACCACGACAUGUCCUUCAGCUCUCCCAACGUCUGCCUCCACCCCUCCGCCAGCGAGGUCUCCAUCUACAAAACCUCCUCCGGCGGCGGCCGCUCCGUCAUGUACAGCUUCACCUACCCGUCCAUCCCGGCAGGCGCCCAAUGCUGGCUGGAACUGACCACCACGGGGUCGACCAACAUUGUCCCGAGCACCGGCGCACAGGUGGAUGUCUUCACCCAGUGGGCCGCGGGCAAGUGUGACGGGGUGGCGACGGGGAAUAACAGGAAUGUGUAUCUUGGACGGUUGAAUGUGCCCAAGGCGGGGACUGCCAGUUGGAAGAUGACGGGGAGUUCGUAUCUGACGGGGAAGAUUCCGUGUCCCAAGGCGGGUACGGUGGAGAAUUUGGAGGUGGUGGUGGCUGGGGAUUCGGGCGAGGCGAGUUUCUCGCAGGGUGCCGGGGCUGGGUUGAGGAUUAUGUAUAGUUCUUGAUCGGAGUUUGAACUCAACAUUGGGCGGGUCAGGGGGUGGUUAGUUGUGAUAUGAUGAUAUGCGGGAUGGGGAUGCUGAUGUUCUAUUGUCACCUCAUGCAAUGUCAAGGAACAGGCCGGUUGCACUGAGGGAUCAUGGGGAUAGGUACUAGGGGUUAGGCGUUUUGAGUUUUCAGGGCUACUUUUCCUUCAUGGGAUCUACUUCCUUUUUUGGCUCUGAUAUGAGUCGAGUUGUUGAAGGUCGGUUAUGGUUGGCUUAUACAGGGCAUUUCAGCAUUCAUUUAUAGCGGCUGCUUCUAAUACUAUGGUCUGGUUGGAAUUCUU